Messenger RNA from Dromiciops gliroides (monito del monte), 8160 nucleotides. It is a transcript of the gene KAZN, whose product is annotated as kazrin, periplakin interacting protein. Gene Ontology annotation, molecular function: protein binding. The record is from RefSeq and is a predicted model, not a curated record. The transcript is spliced from 17 exons. The coding region runs from base 772 to 3438 and encodes 888 amino acids. NCBI's taxonomy places the organism in Eukaryota, Metazoa, Chordata, Mammalia, Microbiotheria, Microbiotheriidae.
UGAGAACACAAUUUCGUAGGGAAGGAUUAGCACAGGCUGCCAGCCAAGAGGCUGUCUAGUGCCUACUGCGGAUUGCUGUUGCUGCUGGUGGUGCUGCUGCUGAAUUCAGCCGGGCAGAGAGACAGAGACAGACAGAGGCAGACACUCGCGCACAGCAUCGGCUGGGCCAGCCACUGUUUUGGGCGCGGGGGACCCCAGAUCCUGGAGGUGGGCUCCCUCCAAGAUCAAGAAGACCACCUUUCCCCCAGCCCCCCAACACACACCUCACAAGGACAGGCAGCAGGAGGAAGGAAGCUGGGGGCAGCUCUCCUCCGCAGCCCCAGUGCUGAACUUUUAAACCCUAAAGACUCGGAUCCCUUACCAGUCUCUCAGGGUGAGUGGGGGGCAACCAGGCACCAACCAGCUACCAACCAGCCGGGCCUGCCAGGGGACUGUGUAGCCAAAGGGGAUCCUGUCCUCAUCAAUCCCUUGUGGAGGAGGCAGGACCCCUAUUAGGGAAAACUUAGAAUCUUCCCUCCUCCAGCUAGACCAAGGCUUUCCUGGUUUUUAUUAUUGUUAUUAUUAUUUUUUUCCUUGACUGGGUAGCAUUGUUUGAGAUUCUGGACCAGAGGGGGCAGCAAGUCUAAGAGAUACUCAGAUGUUUGUUUGGGCUGGAUUGAAUUGAAGGCUUCCCCCAGGCUUCCAGUGGUUGAUUCUUCACAUCAUUUGGACCCUUCUCUCCCUUUACACCUGUCAGAGGGCUGAUCUCGGGUCAUUGCCUCCAGUCCUGUGAUGUCCUGCGAAUGUGCAGGACACAGCAAGGGUGCCCAAUACAUGACAGCCACCGCCAAGGACUCGGAGGAGAGAGCCAUGGAUUCUAUGCUGGUGACCUCCACUCCGGCUUCUGGGACCUUCUCCCAUGUCUUCGGUCAGCAGUGCCAGCUUAUGGAGGCAGCUGUGCAGUCCUUACACACUUUAAAUGACCAGAUCUCCCACUUUGUGGUCACCAAGUCGAAGACCCUAGAGGAGGAUAAGGACCCCUUUCUACCUACAGAAAAAGAAUCUCUGAAGAAUUCAAUGGCAUUGAUGAGACAUCUCCUAAUGGAUGCCCAGGCCAAAAUCCUGAGCAUGAUGGAAGACAAUAAGCAGCUGGCUCUCCGGAUCGAUGGGGCGAUCCAGUCCGCCAGCCAGGAGGUGACUAACCUGCGAGCCGAGCUGACAGCUACCAACCGGAGACUAGCCGAGCUGAGCGGCGGCGGCGGCGGCGGCGGCAGCACUGGUGGUGGAGGCGGCGGCGGCGGCGGCGGCAGCAGCGGCAGCUGCGACUCCUCGAUCAUGGAGAACAACCAUCACAACGCGCAAGUGUUACUCCGAGAAGAGGUAUCUCAGCUGCAAGACGAGGUUCAUCUCCUCCGGCAGAUGAAGGAAAUGCUCACAAAAGACCUGGAGGAGUCUCACGGAAGCAAGUCUACGGAGAUUCUCUCGGCCACCGAGCUCAAAGUCCAGCUGGCCCAGAAGGAGCAGGAGUUAGCCAGAGCCAAAGAAGCCCUCCUGGCCAUGAAGGCCGAUCGAAAGCGCUUGAAGGCCGAAAAGACAGACCUUGUGAGCCAAAUGCAACAGCUCUACGCCACCCUGGAGAGCCGGGAGGAGCAGCUUCGGGAUUUCAUCCGGAACUAUGAGCAGCACAGAAAAGAGAGUGAGGAUGCAGUCAAAGCCCUGGCAAAAGAGAAGGACCUUUUGGAACGGGAGAAGUGGGAGCUGCGUCGGCAAGCCAAAGAAGCCACGGACCACGCCACGUCCCUGCGCUCACAGCUGGACCUGAAGGACAACAGAAUGAAGGAGCUUGAGGCUGAGCUGGCCAUGGCAAAGCAGUCCUUAGCCACCCUGACCAAGGAUGUCCCCAAGCGGCAUUCACUUGCCAUGCCAGGCGAGACAGUUCUCAAUGGCAAUCAGGAAUGGGUGAUGCAGGCGGACCUCCCGCUCACCGCGGCCAUCCGGCAGAGCCAACAGACGCUGUACCAUUCACAUCCCCCCCACCCCACAGACCGGCAAGCUGUCAGGGUGAGCCCCUGUCAUUCUCGGCAGCCUUCCAUCAUCUCUGAUGCAUCUGCAGCCGAAGGAGACCGGUCAUCAACGCCAAGUGACAUCAACUCCCCUCGUCACCGGACACACUCCCUCUGCAAUGGGGACAGUCCUGGACCUGUUCAGAAGAAUUUACACAACCCAAUUGUACAGUCACUAGAGGACCUCGAAGACCAAAAAAGGAAAAAGAAGAAAGAGAAGAUGGGAUUUGGCUCCAUCUCCCGGGUCUUUGCCAGAGGGAAGCAGCGGAAAUCCCUCGAUCCAGGCCUCUUUGAUGACUCCGACAGCCUGUCCAGCCCAACACGCCUCAGCCUGUCAGAAGGAGAGGAACAGAUGGACCGACUGCAGCAGGUGGAGCUGGUUCGAACCACCCCCAUGUCGCACUGGAAAGCAGGGACUGUCCAAACCUGGCUGGAGGUGGUCAUGGCAAUGCCCAUGUAUGUCAAGGCCUGUGCAGAGAACGUGAAGAGUGGGAAGGUCCUGCUGAGUCUAAGUGAUGAAGACCUGGAGACUGGUCUUGGCGUGUGCAGCUCCUUGCACCGCCGAAAGCUCCGGCUGGCGAUCGAGGACUACAGGGAUGCAGAGACUGGCAAAUGCUUGUCAAAAGCCUCGGACUUGGACCACCACUGGGUGGCUAAGGCAUGGCUCAAUGACAUCGGUCUGCCCCAGUACUCCCAGGCCUUCCACAACCACCUCAUCGAUGGGAGGAUGCUCAAUUCUCUGAUGAAGAGAGACCUGGAAAAACAUCUGAAUGUGUCCAAGAAAUUCCACCAGGUCAGCAUCCUGCUAGGUAUCCAACUCCUCUACCAAGUGAACUUCAGCAAGGAGGUUCUCCAGGAGCGACGGGCUCGUUGUGAGACACAGAACAUUGACCCCGUGGUCUGGACAAACCAGCGAGUGCUCAAGUGGGUACGGGACAUUGAUCUGAAGGAGUAUGCUGACAACCUGACCAACAGCGGUGUCCACGGAGCAGUGCUGGUCUUAGAGCCCACAUUCACGGCGGAAGCCAUGGCAACGGCCCUGGGCAUCCCCAGUGGGAGGCACAUCCUUCGGAGGCACCUGGCUGAGGAGAUGAGCACCAUCAUCAACCCCGCCAGUACUGCAGGUAUCCGAGAGGCUGAGAGAUUUGGGACCCCCCCAGGAAGGGCUUCCAGCGUUACUCGGCAGGGGAAGGAGGAGAGCAACAGCAGCGUCAAGUACAAGACUGGCCGGUUGCCACUAGGGAAGAUUGGAAGGGGGUUCAGCAGCAAAGACCUCGACUUCCAUGAUGACUAUGGCUCCCUGAGAAAUGAAGACUGCUUCGAUGAUGACCCUCAAGAUAGACCAGAUCAGUGUCGUCUGGAAAACUACAGUGGACUUGAGGUCACCAACGUGUAAAGAACUUCUUUGUUCCCACCAGUCUCAUGGACUGAGGAGAAAAAGCAAAGGGGAAAGAGGGAGCUUAUGAAGAGCCCAAAUGGGUGUACAUAGAACCUUGGAGCUAAGGGGCAACACGGCAUCAUUACCUUGUCAGCCAAGGGACACUCUCCAGACCAGUCUGGAGACAGACCAACUCUAGGAGGCUACUCAAACGAGCUCCUGGUGGGAACUGGAGGAUCCUUACCUGGAGAGCUCUAGAAAAAAACAUGACCAUCCAACAUCCUGUCCUGGACUGUUUAGACAUCCCUCCACCAGAAAGCAGACCCCUUGCAAGUCACUAUGACCUCUAACGUUCUACAGUUCUCUGGCCUAAUUUCAGAGGGAACUUAGAAGUUAAACCAUCCAUGAGCUACCCCUAAGCCCCAGGCCAAGCCACCAUGGGCAGGAAGGACCCAUAUCCCCCCACUCCCUCAAAUGUCCUUCCAAAACUAGCUAGUGGCUUAACUCAGUAUUUCAGACACCAAUUUGAAUGAAGGGAAGAAUAACCAUGGAAAAGGGAAGAUGAUGGCCCAGCAAGUUAUUGCCCUUCUACCUGUUGGGAAAUCAAUGAGAAGCCAGGGAUGCUGCCUCCUGGAUGUGAUGUCAGAGUGAGAGCUUCACCUCCUGUUUUUCUUCUCUCUUUGAUUUCCAGUGAAUGAGGGGGGCUUCCCCAACCUUCCAGACUCCAACCUAGAUCAUCACGUCUGGAACAGGCAGAGUGGUUAAAGCCCAGGAUUUAGAGACAUUUGGAAUGCUAGCUCUAAUGUUUGACUGCCUAUGGAACCUUGGAAAAGUCACUUCAUCCCUGGGCUUCAGUUUACUUGUGUAUAAACUGUGAGACUAGACUAGAUAAUCACUAAGGCUCCAAUAUUCUUUGGGUGAACUUCCUAUGCUUCAAUGAUCUUGUGAUAUUUCUUGGGGUGUUGACUGUGUGACCUUGGACAAAUCAUUUACCUACCCUGGGUCUCAGUUCCCUCCUUUGUAAAGUUAGUGGGAUGGACUAGAUGUCCUCUGAGGUCCCUUCCACCUCUAAGUUUAUGACCCUGUGAUGUGAGGCUGGUCCUGGACUUUCACCAAAAGAGUGUCCCCUGGCUUUAGGGAAGUACUUAACAAAUUAAUGCAGGGUAGAAGUGGUUACCCUGUCUAAAGUCCUCACACCAGGAGAGGGUACAGUUGUUAAAUAACUGUUUACACAUUGCCCAGGAAAGUUUGGGGAUUAUUUCUUCUGCAUGAAGCAGACUUCAAUACUGGACUCCUCAAUGUGGCCAGUCUCUCCACCAGUGCAGAACUCAACCCACUGACCAAGUCUCAUCCUGUGUGAUUCUUGUCCAUAUUCUUCCAAAAGUCCUCCAAAAGGGAGGACUUUAGUUCUUUUUAUACUUCAUGGAUGUGCCAUACUCAAGCUGACCAUCUGCUAAGGCAUGUUCACCAAAGGUCUACACCCAUGCCAUGGAAUAUGUCCUGUGCAAUGUCCAAUGGAGGAUGAUUAUAUUCUCCAGACACUUAUGGUAAUGCAUGGUAUUGUGCAGGUUGGUUCAGGACCAAGGACACCACCAAGCUCUUCCGGUGAGAUCCAUGGCUAUUAAGAAGAAAUCAGCUCGGUCAUCCGCAUAGGAUAAAUUAAGUGGAUGAAGAAUGUGCGAUACUCAGAUUCCAUUGGCUACGUGACCAACCUGUUGAACUAGUGCAUCGGGAUAUACACACUUGGUUGAAAGGUGUUAUUGAAAUAGUUCCCUAUUCACAAGGGUGUCUGGAUUUGUUUGAGACAAGAGCCAUGGUGGAAAUAAGCUUAAUUCUUCUCAAGAGUGCCAAUGGUGUCUUUCAUUUAGGGGAAGGUGGAAGUGAGGGGUAGGGAAAUUUUGUUCAGCAUUCAAAUAAUGAGUUAGGUUUUUGGUUUUUUUAAUGACUCCAUUACACGGAACAUAACAUGUCUGCUCACACGAGUCUUAACCAAGAUGUAAGGCCAACAGAAAGGAAUCAAUAAGGUUUCUUCUGCCAUUGUCAUUGUUUUGUGACCUCUGCCUAGUGACCUCACCUGUCUGUGCCUCAGCAUCUAGAACAGGGGCAGGGCACCUUGUCCCCUACCUACCUCACAGGGAUGUUGUGAGGACUAAUAUGCACUAAUUUCUGUAACACACUUCAUGACUUCUCAGAAGGGGCUUUUUGGCAGUGGGCACCCCUCUGUUUCUCCCUUCAAAGAUGGGGGGAAGAAGGCUAUUUACUCUAGCUCAGAGCUUCUCUCAUUCACUUCAGUCUCACUCAUGACUCAUAUGGAAAGUCAGACCAAGGGCUUUUGAAAACUUAGUCUGUUUCCAAACACUGUCAAAAUGAUUGAAUGCAAAGGAGAAAUACACUUACCCACCCACAUAAUGGUCAGAUAAGCAAUUGUACUGAAUUUUUCAUUGGAUUGGCUGUCAAUCAAAUAAUUUAGCACAACGUUAGGCCCAAAAGAAGUGCUCAGUAAUUCUUUAAGAUUUCAUUUUCUUGCAUGCAGAUAUCAGGGCAAAACAAAUUCAAACAAAAACCCCAAAAGCCAAUGCCAACUAAUAACUGAGGCAGAACACAAAUUCAUCAAUUAGGACUCUGUUUAUAUAUCUAUUGCUAAGGAUAAUUGUUUUUUAACUAAGGACUAUCUUUAUUAAAGCAAUUGAUAUCUGUGUGAAUAAAUGAUAACACAUUUGAUUUUCCACACUUGGAUAAAAAGUAUUUAUAGCAGUAACUAGGUCUUACUUACUUUCCUAACAGAAAUGUAAAUUGAGCCCCAUUCAUGAAUUUGUUCAUUGUGCUUCCCUAAAGCCAGGGACCACUUUUUGGUCUUUAGCCAUCCCCUAGAAUGGGUCCAGAAUAUAAUUUCCUUCCCCUAAACAUCCAGAAACAUCUGGAUAAGAGAUAUGCUAUAUUGAUUCUACCGCUUUAAUGGAGAAAUCCAUUAUAUACCAAAUGACCUGACUUUUUGACUCCAAACCCUGAGAUCUUUACUCUUCCUGCAGCCAGGCAUGCCAGAAGGGCUUGUAAGACCAUAAUCCACUAGGGCAUCAUUUCAUUUCAUGACACCCAGGGUGCAAUUGGAAGCCACCCUGCCCCAUAUUACUGACAUCUGUCUAUAUUCCCUAUACUUGUUUCUCAUUAGUACAAAAUUUCUGCAUGGUAUUCCGAGUUAUCAGGGCCUGUUGGAUUCCUGAACCCAGUACCACAAAGAGAAAGAUAAAAGCCCUCAUGGAACCUAACUAUAGUGUUGUGGCAACAUCAGUGAAUUUGGAUCAAUGACAGGUUACCAUCUGCUACACUUCUGACCUAGGGCAAAUAAUUCUCUUCAUUUCCUGGGACCUCAAUUUUCUCCUUUGUAAGAGGAGGUUAGACCAGAUGAUCUCUAAGUCCUUUCCAGUUAUAAAGUCAGUAACUUAUUCUUUCCUUACACAUUGCCACCUGAACAGAGAUUCGAUUAGCUCUCUUAGGAAGUCAAGUAAUGUUCUUACAGUGGAAGAUUGGUACACACUUGCAUAAUUUCAUAUCUGGGUAUAAAUGAGAAAGGCAGAGCCAUAUCUAAGAGUUGACUGUGUGACCUUGGGCAAAUCACUUACCUUCCCUGGGUUUCAGUUUCCUCCUUUGUAAAAUAAGUGGGAUGGACUCAAUGAUCUCUGAGGUCUCUUCCACCUCUAGAUUUAUGACGUGAGGAUGGAGCGCCUGGAUCUUUGCCUCCAAGGGCCAAAAUUUAGAAGGUGUGGAAAACACCAUCCAGGAACAUAUUUAUUCCCUGCCUCCCACCCCCUGGCUUCACCCUAAUUAAACUACCUUCUUCCUCUCCCAAGUGCAAAAAUUCCUAGUUAUGGCUCUGGAGAAAGGGGGAAAGACUCUUGGAAACUGGUAUGGCUUUUCAGAAACUGUUUUCCUCCCUAAAUUCCCAAAGUAAUAGUAUAUGAGGGAGUUCAUGAGCACCAAAUGUCAAACUUACUUUCUUGAGCAACUCAGUUAUUAAGCAUCCAGGGAUCUUGGACAUCCACUGGAUUUUUUAGACUAUGAGAUCCUGAUCCUAAUUCCAAUCCCCCCAUAUCCAUUCCAGGACUAUUUUAAGCAUUUUGGAGCAAGGAAAGUGAACCUCAUGGUCCUUAGGCUCCAAUAAUGCCAAUGGCACUUGCCUUAAAAGACAAAGAUAAUUCACUGGCCCCACAUCCAUAAGGUUUGGAAUGCUUUCUCUGAUCCUGGAAUCUGAUUUGUGCUAAUGAAAAAAAACGGCCUCCCUUGUCCCAGAAAUUGAAUGAGGUGAGCUCUGUCUUUCUGGAGAGCUGUGCGGCCAAAAUGCCAGUUCUUCAAGUCUGAGGGGAGAGAAUGAGUGGGUAAAGGAGAUCAGAAAGGAGAUCGUCGUGACAUAAAUUUGGAGCCAGAGGAACUGGAGCUGGUGAUCAUGGCUGCUAUUUGUCAGCUGGGUGACCUUCUGGGCCUCAAAGCUUCCUCUGGUAAAAAAAGUAAAAAUAAAAAUAAAAAAGAGGAGGAUUGGACUGGAUCACUUUUAAGGUCCUCACCAGCCCUAAAUCACUCGAUCCUCUGAGCACCGGGAAGCAAUCUAUGUGUGUCUCUGGACCAAAAGCCAUUAUGAUGGAUGUGACCUGGAUCUCCAAGUGUAACAAGGUGUCUGUAUCCAGAAAAGGAGAUGUGUGUAUGGAUGUGUGUGUUUCUGUAUAAAGUACAAUCUUCUUUGCCUGA